Drosophila yakuba is the source of this 568-nucleotide messenger RNA. RefSeq lists its product as uncharacterized. The coding region runs from base 91 to 372 and encodes 93 amino acids. NCBI's taxonomy places the organism in Eukaryota, Metazoa, Arthropoda, Insecta, Diptera, Drosophilidae. The transcript has 2 exons. The record is from RefSeq and is a predicted model, not a curated record.
GUAGGCUCAGCAUUUGUAAUUAAGAAAGAAUUGAGUUGAAGUACAUUUUACAUUCAUUUCUCUUCCAGACAUAAGCAGAGAAAACCAAAAAUGCCAGCUCAAAAGCCCCCCGAGUUCAAGUUUCCCAUGCAUGACAUACACUUCAAGCAAACGUUUCGCAAUCUAAGAGUGGCCUGUACUUUGGCUUUAAUAGCUCCGCUGCUUUUGUACACUUUACACAACAAUCCGCGCAGAAGGAAGUACAGGAACUUUUACUCCAAAUACGAUCCGCUGGAUGCGUUCGAUCGCAUGAUGAGUGGAGGCUACCUAGCGUCCUGUCCGCCGGGUAGUGGACCCAAAAAGGAUGACAAGAAGGACAAGAAAAAGAAAUAGAACACCAUACAAGCACUCAUUUUAAACUUAAUAAUACUAACAUAAUGGCCCUUUAAUUCAUUUCUUGAUAUCAACUCAUUAAAUUAACCAAGUGAGCUCUUGACGACACACUUCCUAAAUGGAAACCUAAAUUAACAUGGAACUAGUUUACACAUUAUAUCAUGUACACAAUAAAUUGGAGCAUUGCAAACUAUUA